Molecule: messenger RNA, 2140 nt
Organism: Saccostrea echinata
Lineage: Eukaryota; Metazoa; Mollusca; Bivalvia; Ostreida; Ostreidae
Product: sodium-coupled monocarboxylate transporter 1-like
Exons: 16
Coding region: 76-1995 (639 amino acids)
Biological process (GO): transmembrane transport; sodium ion transport
Cellular component (GO): membrane
Molecular function (GO): symporter activity
Source: RefSeq, a predicted model, not a curated record
UUCGUGUGUUUUGAAUUUUACUUCACAUUCAAAACUAUUUAUCAAAACGUUCAUAGAAUAUCUUCCAAAAAAGAGAUGAAGACCAAAGUUCUUGGAUAUGUCGAUUACAUUGUGUUUGGACUCUCUCUGGUAAUAUCGUUGGUAAUUGGGGUCUAUCACUCUCGCUCUGGUGGGAAACAGCGCUCGGUACAAGAGUACCUGAUGGGGAAUCGCCGAUUCACUUGUCUUCCGGUGGCACUGUCGCUGCUUGUAACAUUUCAGUCAGGCAUCAGUUUGUUAGGACUUCCGGUGGAGAUUUACUACUAUGGAACCCAGAUCUACAUGGGGAUCGUGGGUCUGGUUGUCGGCUAUACCAUCGUCGCCAUUUUCAUUGUCCCUGUUCUUCACCCACUUCAAAUCACUAGUGUGUAUGAGUAUCUGGAAAUGAGGUUUCAGUCUAGAGCAGUAAGACUGGUAGGGUGUCUUCUAGGACUUCUGUUUACGAUGACAUACAUGGCUGUUUGUCUCUUCCUUCCGGGCCUGGCAAUGGAGUCAGUGACUGGAUUCCCCAAAUGGGCUUCCAUAUCCGUUGUUGCUGUCGUUGUUAUAAUUUACACUAUGUUGGGAGGAAUUAAAGCCGUGGUGUGGACGGAUGUGUUUCAGUUUGUCGUUAUGUUGGCCGGUAUUUCGGUACUCCUAAUAAAGGUCUAUUAUCAGAGAAGUGUAGAGGAACUAUGGGAAACAGCCAAAAUCGAAGAUAGGCUUCAAUUUUUCAAUUUUGAUGCUGAUCCGACGAAUAGACAGACAUUUUGGGCAGUUACCAUAGGAACUAUUACCUCAUGGAUAGGAAACGCUUUGAGCCAAUCCGGAAUUCAAAGGAUUUGCGCAACCGAAUCUAUAGGAGAAGCAAGAAAAUCGGUAUUUUUUAACAUACCAGCGGCUGUUUUAUAUGAGACUCUGAUGACUUUUUUGGGUGUGACUAUGUUUGCUUAUUUCUCGCUUGCCAAAUGCGGUUUACAAGGCGCCGGAUUGGUCCAUAGUUCGAAUGAGAUUGUGCCGUAUUUCAUGAUGGAGCAGCUGUCCGAUAUUCCCGGAUUGGCGGGACUAUUUCUUGCGAGUUUGUUCAGUGCUACAUUAAGGAAAAUCGCGAUGCUACGAAAAGUCACAAUGUCGUCAGGACUUAGCGCAAUAUCUGCCCUGGUUUGGGAGGACAUUAUUCAGCCUUACUUCCAAUGCUUCACGCUGCGACAAGGUUCUAUUGUCACCAAGGCUACAGUUUCUGUUUUUGGUGGUAUAAUUGUCGGAAUGUCAUUUCUUGCCAUGAAUUUACCUGGCACAAUAACGCAGAUUACAUUAGGGACCCUAUCUGCCACAUCAGGACCUCUUGUGGGAGUUUAUCUUUUGGGAAUGAUUUUUCCAUGGGCCACAGCCAAAUCUGCUGUCGUCUCUGGGGUUCUUGCGUUUUCUCUAUGUCUUUCUAUGACGAUUGGAUCGAACCUAUACCCCACUAAAUACCCUCAACUCGACCCUAUCCCUACGUAUGGCUGUCGUGGUUUCAACUCCACACUAAAACCCCUAUAUAAUGUCUCAAUCCAUUCCGUCAAUACCACAAUUAGUGAGCAAUAUAAUGGAAGACUGAUUGACAACAUUCAACCUUUUCAUGCAGUAAACUAUACGCUGGUUCCACCCACUGGACAAAGUGAAGAUAACAAUGCGCCUUGGUUAUUCCGGGUCUCGUUUCUAUGGUACCACGUGACUGGUGUCGUCACCACUCUCAUUAGUGGAACCAUUCUUUCUAUCGUUUCAGGAGGAUUUUCUGACAUACCAUGUGAAGAGAGGUUUGUCUUCCUAUUCGUCAGAAGACUAAAUUGCUACCGGAAGCGAUUGAAAAUCAAGCAGCCAUUGGCCCAUUAUACAGAAUUCAGGGCUUCCUUCCGGUCAAAAUACGACGACGAAAAUCGUGCAUCUUUCCGUUCCAUAGAAAAACACAGUGAAACUCGCUUGCAGAGCAGAUAAGCAUGACUUUAAUGAUUCGGGGAGAUAAAAAAAAAAAAUACUCACCGUUGGUGGAAUGCACUGCAUCUUUUAUCAGAAGCACUGUCGGACAGAAGUAGAAAAAAUGUCAAUUUCAAAAUAAAAUUAUUAAUUAUAAAAAUAGAAA